Molecule: messenger RNA, 1367 nt
Organism: Tinamus guttatus (white-throated tinamou)
Lineage: Eukaryota; Metazoa; Chordata; Aves; Tinamiformes; Tinamidae
Source: RefSeq, a predicted model, not a curated record
CAAGGAUAGCAGCGGUCCAACACGAAAAAUGCCCUUAACUGCCAGUGCCAUGGACUUUUUUCAACUCUUUGUUCCUGACAACAUACUAAAGAACAUGGUGGUCCAAACCAACAUGUAUGCCAAGAAAUACCAGGAGAGGUUUGGCAGUGACGAUGCCUGGAUUGAUGUCACCUUGACAGAAAUGAAGGCCUUUUUAGGCUAUGUGAUAUCAACCAGCAUCCACCACUGUGAGUCUGUUCUCAGCAUCUGGAGUAGUGGCUUCUACAGCAACAAGAGCAUUGCACUUAUCAUGACACAGUCACGGUUUGAGAAGAUCUUGAAGUAUUUCCACAUUGUGGCCUUCCGCUCGAGCCAGACAACGCAUGGCCUCUACAAAAUCCAGCCUUUUCUGGACUCUCUGCAGAAUGGCUUUGACUCUGCUUUUAGACCUUCACAAACCCAGGUACUACAUGAGCCCCUGAUUGAUGAGGAUCCUAUUUUCAUUGCCACGUGCACAGAGAGGGAGCUUCGCAAGAGGAAAAAGAGGAAAUUCAGUCUCUGGGUUCGGCAGUGCUCAUCUACUGGUUUCAUCUGCCAGAUUUAUGUCCAUCUCAAGGAAGGAAGCGGUGCUGACGGGCUGGAUGCUUUGAAGAACAAACCGCAGCUCCACAGUAUGGUGGCCAAAAGCCUUUGUCAGAACGCGUCUGGAAAGAACUACAUCAUCUUCACUGGCCCUAGCAUCACGAGCCUGAACCUCUUUGAAGAGUUUGAGAAGCAAGAGAUUUACUGCUGCGGGUUGCUGAGUGCCAGGAAAAGUGACUGCACAGGCCUACCUCCAACCAUGCUGAACAACCCUGAAACUCCCCAGUCCAGAGGACAGUACAGAAUAAAAAUGAAGGGAAACAUGUCCUUGAUCUGCUGGUACAAUAAAGGGCACUUCCGUUUUCUGACUAACGCCUAUUCCCCGGUUCAACAAGGAGUUAUAAUUAAGAGAAAAAGUGGAGAAAUUCCAUGCCCAUUGGCAGUUGAAGCAUUUGCUGCUCACCUUAGCUAUAUCUGCAAAUACGACGACAAAUACAGCAAGUAUUUCAUUUCUCAUAAACCAAACAAGACCUGGCAACAAGUGUUCUGGUUUGCCAUCAGCAUUGCUAUAAACAAUGCCUACAUCCUCUACAAAAUGUCAGAGGCCUAUCACGUCACGAGGUACAGCCGUGCACAGUUCGGUGAAAGACUUGUGAAGGAGCUCCUGGGCUUGGAAGACACCUCCCCUUCCCAUUGACCCGUUGCUCACUGUGGCACACGCAGGGGAUGGAGGGUAAGCGGAGGAAAAUACCACAUCUGGAAUGGCAAAGCAAGGAACUUGUGACACCACCAGUGCUGUCCUUGUC